CUGACAUCGGCUGUCGAGUAAAAGCGGGGCUGUUGAUUUUGGCGAGUGAGCAAUUUUAUACGAAUAUAUAACCCUGAACUUUGUCUGCAUUCUGUACAUGGCUGGAAGCUGGAAGAAUGAACAAGUUGUCAAGCAACAGACCUGAAUAUUAAAGUGUAAUUAGCAAACAAUGUUCUGCAAAACAAGAAGCUCUCGGAGGCUGUGACAUGCAGUUUGGAAUUUGAUCAAAUGACCAGAUUUGGAGAGGUCCAACAGUACAAGCUGGCUCAUGGAUAAGGACAGAGACGGGGUCCCAGAGAGGACUGAGAGUACGAGCUGCCUCGUGAAGAAGGCCAGAGAUGAGGCUCCAUUUUGAAGCACUGAGCAAAACUGAAGCAUGGAAGAGAAUGCGGAGGAGGGUGAAGAUGGAGUGGAGUGUGAUUGUCCUGGCGCUGUCGCUUGGUUCACUCUACACAGUCCGUGCUGACUGCACCCAAUGGUGUUCAGCGUGCAACCUGGUCUUGGACAGUUCGAUCAAACCACUGACAUGCACUUUAGAGUGUGAAGGGGUAGUGCUGUCGACUGAUGAGUGGGAAAAAUGUGACAGGGCACUACAGUUGUACAACUCUGACCCAUUGGGUAUUGUAGAUAAAGUUUUUUCUGACCCAGCGACUGAGGAAAAAGAACUUGAACGCCCAGAGGAACUUAGUGGACAGCAGCACAAAGCAAAACGCUAUGGAGGUUUUAUGAAAAAAAUUGACAAGAGCAGAGUUUAUGCACAAGCAUUGGCUGAAGAAAAUGCAUAUAACAAGGACCAAAAUCACAAAUAUGGUGGCUUGAUGAAAAAGUUUAAUGAGAGGGAUUCAUCUGAAUUGCAGGAUCUUGCAACUGCAAUGGAGAAUAUAGCAGCAGAGGAUGAUGUCCCCCCAACAGAAGAGCUAAAACACUAUGGAGGAUUCAUGAAAGGCUAUGGCUACAAAAGAAGUGAGGAGCUGGCGAAUGAGGAGAAUCAAAAUGUGGAACUGCAGAAAAGAUAUGGAGGUUUCAUGAGAAGAAUUGGUAGACCAAGAUAUAAAUGGGAUAACCAAAAAAGAUACGGUGGUUUCCUGAGGCGCAAUUUUCGUGUAUCACUGAGGUCGGAUGAUGGUGAGGCCAAUGAUUACAGUGACGAAGCUUCAGACUUGUAAAAUAGCCAGUCAUUUGAGUCUUGAUGUGAGAGUGUAGACUGCCAAAAUAGAUUCAGUAUUUAAACUCUAAAUGUAUUGUUUGAAUGCACAAAUAUUUUUGCUAUUAUGUUUCUAUUUGGCUCGCUAAAACAGCAGUUGAGCAAAUUAAUUGUAU
This is a messenger RNA of Hypanus sabinus (Atlantic stingray), 1320 nucleotides long. It is a transcript of the gene pdyn, whose product is annotated as prodynorphin. Gene Ontology annotation, cellular component: dendrite; plasma membrane; neuronal cell body. The transcript has 5 exons. Bases 339 to 1166 code for a protein of 275 amino acids. Lineage: Eukaryota; Metazoa; Chordata; Chondrichthyes; Myliobatiformes; Dasyatidae. Gene Ontology annotation, molecular function: opioid receptor binding. Gene Ontology annotation, biological process: sensory perception; neuropeptide signaling pathway; chemical synaptic transmission. The record is from RefSeq and is a predicted model, not a curated record.